This is a messenger RNA of Dictyostelium purpureum, 10626 nucleotides long. RefSeq lists its product as uncharacterized. The coding region runs from base 1 to 10542 and encodes 3513 amino acids. Lineage: Eukaryota; Evosea; Eumycetozoa; Dictyosteliales; Dictyosteliaceae. Gene Ontology annotation, cellular component: endoplasmic reticulum membrane. The record is from RefSeq and is a predicted model, not a curated record. The transcript has 2 exons.
AUGAAAAUUUUAAUAAUACUUUUAAUAAUUAUACAAUUGAUAAAUAAUGCAACAGUUGCUUAUAAUUAUAAUAGCAGACAAAAUAAAAACAACAAUAGUUUUAAAUAUUAUCAUUACCCACAUUUUAAUCAACACUUUUCAUUUUCUCCAACCUCUUCAUUAAAUAAUUCAUAUAGCAAUAAUAUAAAUCAUGAUAGCAAGUGCAAAGUUUUAUCAAAAUCAAUCACUAUUUAUGACGAUUAUUUAAAUAGUGAUUAUAUAAAUCUUAGCAAUAACGAUAUCAAUAGAGGAUAUUUAGAAUCAUUUACACUUGAAAAUCAAAUACCAACAUUUUCAAAUUCAAGAUAUUCAAUUAAAAUUAAUAACACAUUUAGUAUCAAUGAUAAAAUCCAAUUUAUUUCUCCCCAUAAUCUAUUUAAUUCAAAAAAUGUUAAGGAAUUAAAUUUUAAAAUUUAUUUACCAAAUAAAAUUACUACAAAAAUAAAUAUUCAAUUAAUUAAUAGUAUUAAUAAUUUUUGUGGAGAAAGAAUACCGAUUUUAUAUACAAUUGAAGACAAUUUUAAAGGAAGUCCACCAUAUCAACAAUGGUUAAAUGGAAGAGUUUUAUUAAAAAAAGAAGAUGCAAAUUUUUAUAAUGGUUUUCGAAUUUUCACUGAUUCAAUUUCAAUAAAUAAUGAAUGGAUUGAUGAAUUUUAUCUUGACAAUUUCAAAUUAAUAUAUAAUAAUUAUAGUAAUAAUAAUAGCAAAUGUAUUGAUAGUUAUAAAAAUAAUCAAAAUAUCAACAUAAACCAUAUAUAUAAUAAUCACCAAGAAUUUUUUGAAAAUAAAAUAAAUAGAAAAAUAUUAGAAUUAAAUUUAGAAAAUAAUGAUAAUAAUAAUAUAUUAGUCAAUAAAUAUUUUUUAAAGUUAUCAAACAAAGAUAUUUUAUUGGGUGGAAAAAAUGGUGAUUUUUCAGUUUAUUCAAAUGAUUUUUAUGGUAAAGAAGAAAAAUGGGAAUUUGAAAAUAAUAGUUUUUUAGAAGAAUAUUCAAAUGGAAAUAUAGUGUUAAAAGGAAUAAUAAUCAACAGAAAUAAUUUAUGUAAUAAAUGGAAAGUAAAUUUAGAAUUUCUUCCAAUUUCAAAUAAACAAAUCAGUGUUCAUUCAAGAAAAGAGUUAUCAUCUUUUAGUUAUGUUGAAAAUGGAGGCAAUAUCGACUCAAGUAAAUGGAGUUAUUAUAGGUUAGUCAAUAACGAAAUUAGUUAUUGGGAAGGUUUAGAAUGCAAUGAAAACAGGUUUUAUACUUUUUCAAAUCCACAACCAAAUAUUCUAACAACCCAAGUUGGUUUUGGUGCAAAUAAUAAGAAUUCAAAUUUUGGUUUAUCUACCACUUUAUUUUUACAUCAAAACAUUUUAAUUGAAAUAAAUAUAGAUUUGCAAGAAUCUCCAAUACAGAAUACAAACACAAAUAUAAACUAUAAUACUUGUGAAUAUCUUCAGUGUCCCAAUGGAUUUAAAUGUUUUUUAAACAAUCAAACCGGUGAAAGAGAAUGUAAAUUAAUGGCAUAUCAUAUCGAUGAUAAAGAUGACCAGAGUUGUUCAAGUUUAAUCUGUCCAAAUGGUUACAGUUGUAGUUAUGAAAAAGAAACAAAUAUUAAAAGCUGCAUUAAAGAUAUAGGUCCAUUUAACAAAGACGAUUGUUCAGUAGUUGAGUGCCCAAAAGGUUAUGGUUGUUGGUUUAAUUCUACAGAUGAAACUCUAAAUUGUAAAGAAAUUGGAGAGGAAAACCAUUGUUCAGAUUUCAAAUGCCCACAUAACCAACAUUGUGUAUAUGAGCAAUCACAAAGAAAAUGUGCUCCAAUUAUUAAUAAUGAUUAUACUUGUAAAAAUGUUAAAUGUCCACACAACCACCAAUGUCAAAUUAAUUCAAAUGGUUUACCAAGAUGUUAUCCAAUUAUAGAUCCAUGCAAAUAUAAAAAUUGUAGACCUGGAAAAGAAUGUAGGGUUACACCUUGUGGUGAGGCAAAGUGUUUUUACCCAGAAGAAUGUUGUGAGGGUAAAUAUUGCCCACCUGGUUACAAAUGUGUUAAAUAUAAUGGCAUAGACGAGUGUAUAGGUUUACCUCCACCAAUUAUAGUCAAUAAUUGUGACGAUAUCUCUUGCCCAAUCAACUUUACCUGCAUAGACAUUAAUAAAGGAACUGGUAAUUUUACUCCAUUUUGUGUACCAACAGAAGGUUCUUGCCAAUCUUAUACAACAACAUUUGAUAUAGAAGGUUUUAUAUGGAUAGAUAAAAAUGGUGAUGGUAUUAAAAACAAAUAUGAACAUGAAUUUGGUACAAAUCUUUUCAUUAGAUUAUUAAAUAAUAUUGACAAUACACCUGCAAGAAAUACCUUUGGUAAUAUUAUCCCAAUUUCUGUAACUGAUGAAAAAGGCCAUUUUAUUUUUAGUGAUGUUCUACCUGGUACAUAUGUUAUAAAUUUUGGAAAAAUAAAAGGAUUCCAUUGGGCAAAAACAGAUAAUAGUUGGGUUAAUCUAGAUGGUUAUUCCCCUCCAUUAGAAUUACCACAUUAUAGCCCAGGUGAUACAAGAUUCUUAUUAGAUGGCACUCCAGUAACAUCGAAAUACCUCAGUAAAAAAGUAAUAUUCCCAUCGCCAACUGUUAAAGACUACAAUAAAAUGCUGUCAAUCCAUGAAAGAAAUAAUAAUGCUCUUACACCACUCCCAGAAAACUUAUUGGGUAUUCCAACAAAUGUUUGUCCUACUCAUUUUGUAGUUGGUGGUAUUUUUGCCGGUCUAGUUCCAAAAAACCCACAUCCAUCACCCACUCCAUCACCAACUCCAUCAUCAACUACAACAUCACCAACAACUCCACCAACCCCAACACCCUCACAUAAUGAAAAUGGUUUGUUCGCAAUUGGAAAAAGAAUAUUUUUCGAUUAUAAUAAUAAUGGUGUCUUUGAUCAAAAUGAUAUUGGAGCCUCCAAUGUAAUGGUAACAUUGUUAAAUCAAGAUGGUUCUCCAGCCAAAUAUAAUAAGGGUAACAUGGUUCAACAGGUUACUACUGACUCGAAAGGUUAUUACUUUUUCGAUUCGUUACCAAGUGGAGAUUAUAUGGUACAAUUGGGAAAUUUACCACAAUCUUUUUCAUUAUCACCCUAUAACAAUUAUCCAUUAUCAAAAGAUGAAAAUAUAAGUAAAAUAUUCAAUUUAAAAAAAGAUAGCAAGGGUGUUGUUUUAGGAGAAUUGGGCGUAUAUCCAAGAUCUAUAUUUGCUCAAUAUAUCAGACCAGAUGUCGAUUUCGCUUUAGUUUCAGAUUUACCUUUGUUUGCUGUUGGUGAUACAGUUUUUUAUGAUCAAAAUAAAAAUGGUAUUCAAGAUUCAAAUGAAAAAGGUAUAAUGGGUAUUCCAGUAAAAUUAACCUCCAAAACUACAAAUAAAUCAUAUACCACAGUAACAGAUUCAGAUGGUCAUUAUUUAUUUGAUAAUGUGCAAGAGGGAUCUUAUUUUUUAUCUUUCAAGUUACCAAAUGGUUAUUCAACAACAAAUAGUUUUGCAACUUUAUCAAGAGGUGAAUAUAAAACUCAACCAUUUACACUCGAUAAAAAGUUGCCUCCAACAUCAAGUAAAAAACCAUACAAACCAAUAACAGCCCCACGUUUUGAUGAUACCAAAGACUUGCCAUUGUUUUUCCCCAAUUCAUUUGGAAUUGGACAUGUUACAUUCAUCGAUUCAAAUAUGGAUGGAGUUUUUACAUAUGGAACUGACAAACCGCUACCAGGUGUUAAAGUUUCUCUAUUAAAUUCAAAUAAUCCAAAAGAACCAGUAACAAAUGUUUUUGGACAAGUUGUCGAGUCGGUUUCAAGUAAUGUAAAUGGAAUUUAUUACAUUGAUAAUUUGAAACCUGGUGUUUAUAGAGUAAAUUUUGAACCACCAAAAGGAUAUCGUCUAACAAAUUUACCUAAAAGCUUUUUAUCAUUACCAGAUAUGGGAUCUUUAGCAUUACCAGAGUCCUCUCAAACAAAUCCUUUGGAUAUUGAGAAAGUUUCAAAGUCAACAUCGACCGCUUAUAAACAAAUGGGUGUUAAUGCUGCAAAAAUGUUUAUUGGUGCCAAUGCAGGUUAUUUUGUUCCUCCAACCAUUUCAGUAGGUACUUUUGUUUGGUACGAUAAAAACUUUAAUGGUAUAUAUGAUCAAAAUGAACAAGGUGCCCAAGGAAUUACCAUUGCCCUAUAUGAUUCAAAAGGAAAUCAAGCAAUUGAUAUUAACGGAAAUUUAGUAGCUCCUCUUCAAACCGAUUCAAAUGGUUAUUAUUUAUUUACAAAAAUCCCUGAAGGAUCAUAUUAUGUGGCAUUUAAAAAUAUUCCAAAUGGAUUACGUUUAACUGAUCAAAGAGUAUUAUCAGGUUUAUCGAGUGCUAUUGAUUCAGCUCCAAAUCCCAACACUGGUUUUACAAAUAUAUUCAAAAUAUCAGUAGAUGAUCCAAAGGUCAGACAAACUCUUCCAGAAGACAAUUCACCCGACUUUUACAUUAAUGACAUAGAGAAUGCCGGUUUAAUAUUAGGUAACCAAGCAAGACCAAAUCGAUAUGCUGUUGGUAGAUAUGUUUAUUAUGAUGAUAAUAGAAAUGGUCUACUAGAUGAUGGUGAAGGUGGUGUAGAGAAUAUUAAAGUUCAAAUUUUAUCUUUAAAUGGGCAACCUGCUUUAGAUUAUAGGGGAAAACCAAUUCCAGCAGUUUAUACAGAUUCAAGUGGGAAAUAUAUUAUUGAUAAUCUUGCAGAAGGAUCUUAUCAACUUCAUUUUUCUAACCUACCAAAUACUUAUAAUUUUGAAAACCUUCCUUCUCCUUACCCAAGUUUUUUAAAUGGCAAAACUGGAAUAUUUACUCUAUCACCUAAAGUUACAGUUCAAACAUCAAAAUUAAAAAAAUCUAAAAAAUUUUUGUUAAUGGAAAAUGAUGUUUCAAGUGAUGCAAAUAAUGUGGCAACAGCAAUAGCUGAUAUAUUCAAUCCUUUAACAGGCUCAAACACAAAUCCAAAUGGAGGUUCAACCUCUAUUGAGGGGAAUAAAUCAAGUGAACAUCAAUCAUCUUCAUCUUCAUCGACAGCAUCUUCAUCAUCUUCAUCAUCUUCAUUCGUUGGGGUACCUGUGGAUCAAUCUUUAGAAGAGUUUCCAAUAGAUCAAUAUAGCCCAUUUCUUGAGUCUAUAGAAGGUACUACACCUUUGGAUGCUAUUGAGGCAAAUAGAACUGAUUUAACUAGAAAUGCAGCUUUAGUAAGAAGUCCAGCUUAUGCAUUUGGGCAAAUAGUAUUUUAUUUAGAUGCAAAGGGAGAGCAAAUUGGUGUUCCAGGUGUUACAGUUACUCUUAAAGACUCCUCAGGUGAUCCAGUAACAAGUAUUCAAGGAAAACCAUUAGACCCUACUAAAACCGAUUCAAAAGGUCAAUAUCGUUUUAAUCAAUUAAGAGCGGGUACAUAUCAUGUAGAAUUUAGUAAUAUUCCCCCAGGUUUCACAUUCUAUGAUCCAAUUACUGGUGUUAUUGAUUUCGAUUUGGUAAAUCUAAAUAAGGAUGUUCGUGGUACGUUACCAGCAGAUAAAGUUCCAAGAUCAGUUUAUUAUAAUCCAAAGAUCAAUUUACAAUUAGUUCCACCUUAUUUUUUUGCAAUAGGAAAUCAAGUUUGGAAUGAUACAAAUAAAGAUGGUCUUUAUCAAAUAGGUGAACCAUUUAUCCCAAAUGUUACUGUUAUACUUGCUUCUGGAAAUGGUGAUUACGUAUUAGAUCACUUUAGCCAACCAGUUCUCCCAACAAGAACUGACCUAAAUGGUGAAUAUUUUUUUGACUAUCUUCCAGAAGGUUUUUAUACCGUCCAAUUUGAAGCACCCUCAAGACAUUAUUUUACUAAUCAAUUAGUACCAAUUGAUAAAAGUGAUCCAAAUUCAUUCAACUCAUAUCCAAAUAGUCAAGGUUUAACAGGUAAAAUUGAACUUUCUGCAUCAAAAUAUUUAGAAGCUCCUCCUUCGAAAUAUAAAUCAAUAAUUAAAGCAUUAGUUGUAAACUUUCAUAUUGAUGCUGGUAUAGUUUAUGAUGUCCAUUAUGUACAAUCUUAUGCUGUUGGUCGUUAUGUUUUCAAAGAUUCAAAUGAUAAUGGUAUAAUGGACAGUGACGAAAAAGGAGUUUCAGGAGUUCAAGUGGAUAUCUAUACUCCAAAUGGAGAAUCAGUUAAAAAUUUAGAUGGAAAAAUUGUAAAACCAACUGUAACCGAUGAAAAUGGUUUUUAUAAAUUCGAUAUGCUCACUUCAGGUACUUAUGUGAUCAAAUUUAGCCAAAUUCCAAAAGAUUUAAUGUUUGGAAACAAAACAUUGCCAGACCCAAAUACCGGUGUUACUCCAUCAUUUUCAUUAUUCCCAGCAAUUCCAAAUGUACGUCUUUCUACACCUGAUGAUGGAGUUUUGGCACAAGCUGUCGACUUUAACAAAAAUGCAGGUUUAAUUGAUGCAGUUUCUUUUGCAAUGGGUCAUUAUGUUUGGUUUGAUAUCAAUUUGAAUGGAAUUAUGGAUGAAGAUGAACCUCCUGCCACAGAGUUUACAAUUGUUCUUUACAAAUGCAAUAUUACAGAUAUUGAUGUUGAUUGCAAUGUCGAUUAUAACAAUUUUACAUCAACUGAUGAAAAGGGUUUUUAUUAUUUUGACAAAUUAGAUCCCGGUGUUUAUAAAUUAUAUUUUUGGAAUGCAUUAAAAACAUAUCAAGUUACAACACCAAAUCAAGGUGAUGGUACAAAUGAUAGUAAAGCUGUAAAUGAUAUAAUAGAUAGUAUAUUUUUAAAUAUUUUCAAUCCAGAUGUUACCUUGACAAAUCCAAAUUUAGAUGGUGUUGUGCAAGCCCAAUAUAUAGACAGAAACUUAAACAUUGGUUUAAUGAAGCCUUCUAUGUUCAGUGUUGGAUAUAAAGUUUGGUAUGAUACAAAUAGAAAUGGUAUAAUAGAUCAAAAGGAAUUACCUGUAGAAAAUGUAACAGUUUCAUUAAGACAUCUAAAGAGUAAAACUAAAGAUUACUCAUUUGAUAUCUAUGGAAACCCAUUAGUUGCCAUAACCAAUAGUACUGGUCAUUAUUGGAUUAACAAUGUUUUACCAGGUUUCUAUGUUGCAAAAUUCUCUAAUCUCCCUGAUGAUACCAGAUUUACAGUUCAAUUAAAUGACAACGUAGCAAAUGCAUAUGGCUUAACAGGAACAAUAAAUUUAUUUUAUAACUCAUCAAAAGUCCAUCCAUAUAAUCCUUAUAUAGAUAUAGGAUCCGAGAAUGCAGAUUACGUAUACGCAAAAGUAAAUGCGGGUAUAUUAAAAGGAAAAACGGAUAUUUAUUUAUACUCAGUAAGUGGUUAUGUUUAUUAUGACGUAAAUAAAAAUGGAAUCAAAGAUCCAAAUGAAGAUACUGUCAACGGAACUCGGGUAACUUUAUUAGAUUUAAAUGGUGGUCCUAUGAUUGAUGCAGAUUCUUCUCAAAUUCAACCAUAUAUCACAGGGCCAGAUGGUUAUUACAAAUUUGAUGGAUUUUUAAAAGGAGAAUAUCAAAUUUCGUUUGAAGGUGUUCCAAGUGUGAAAUAUCAAUUUUAUAGUCCUCUCGAUCAACAACAUUUAAAUCACUCAGUUCUAGAUAAAGUAGUAGUUUCAUUGCCUGAAAAUAAAAAUGUUGUAAAUGUUACUGAUGAUAAAGUUAAUGCUGUAUUUAUUUUAAGACAACAAAAUGCAGGUAUUAUUAAACUAAUAACAUAUGCAAUUGGUAGAAGAGUUAUUCCAAAUUAUUAUAAUACAACUUUACAAGAUUCAGGAUUUAAGGGUGGUGGUAUUUCGGUUUCAUUAUAUCGUAAUAAUGCUGUUGCAACCUAUGUAGAUGGCACUCCUAUUCAACCAACAAUAACAGAUAAUAAUGGAUAUUAUUAUUUUGAUAAUGUACCAAUUUUAGAAGGUUAUCAAGUAAUGUUUUAUAAUUUACCAGAUGGUUGGAUGUUUGAGAAGUUCAAAAACUCUUUAAAUCCUUUCAUUUCUUUCGAAACUUUACAAACUUUUAAUUUACCAAGAUCCAGACCAAUCCCAAUCAAUAAAACUGAAUAUCCAAACCUAGAUGCAACAUAUGGCUGUUUAGAUCAAAAUACUUAUAUAGCUCCAAUUUUAUUCGGUAUUGGGGACGUUACUUUUGUAGAUGUUGAAGGUUCAGGUAUCCAAGCUGUUCCAAAAAUCCCAUUACCAGGAGUUACAGUUAAAUUAUUAACAUCAGAUUAUAAACCUGCCGUCAAUGCAUUUGGAAUUACUGUAGAAUCUCAAAUAACAGGGCAAUUUGGAACUUACAAGUUUAUGGAUUUAUAUCACGGUAGAUAUAUUGUGCAUUUUAGUUUAGUUAAGGGUUAUUCAUAUACUCAACCUUUCUCUGGUGAGGAUGUAACUUUAGAUUCAAAUGUAAAUCCUGUUGAUGGCUAUACUAAUGUUAUAGAUUUAGAUGUUAACGAUCCAAGUAUUAUUAUGAUUCCAUUAGAAACUAGAAAUUUAACAUUGGUUUGUGACACCUCAGUUGAUGCUGGUUAUGUAUCUCUCUCGCCAAAAGGUUAUAUUAGUGGUAUGACUUACAUCGAUUACAAUGCAAAUUAUAAAUUUGGAUCAUAUGAUAAGCCGGUUCAAGGAAUUACUGUCUCUCUUUAUACAGGCGAUAAUUCAGAAUUAGUUGCCACUACCAAAACUGAUAAAAAUGGAUUCUAUUCUUUUUCAGAUUUAUUUAUUAGUUCACAAUACCAAGUAGUAUUCUCAGGUAUUCCACCAGGUUAUUACCCAUUAGGUGAUACAGUACAAUUUCCAGUAGCAUCAAAAACUGGUGUUAAUUUAGGUAUAAUUUAUCCCACCGAUUUUUGCCAAGAUGAAAUUAAAAUAUUUAUAUCAUGUUUCGUCAAAGGUGAUACAAAUAAAGACGUUCCAGUAGCAGUUAGUUUCCCUUAUGGUUCAUUUUCAGAUUUAAAUAACGAUUAUGGAGACAAAGAAGAAAUCCUCACACUUUCAGACACUAGAACAAUUUAUGGUGUAGGAUAUGAUCGUAAACAAAAUUACCUCUAUGUAUCUCCAUAUAAAAAACAAUUUGCCAGUAUAAGUCCUCAAACAGCUUCAUCUAUUUUCCGUAAAAAUUUAUCAACAGGCCAAGUUUCAGUGUAUACAGAUUUAGCAAAAAUAUUUGGUUUUGAUUUUUUAGCUCCCCAAGGCAGAACUUCAGGAGAUUCACUUACAUAUAGAAUUUUAUUUGGUGAUUUAGAUAUUGUUGGAGAUUAUAUUUGGGUGACUAAUUUAUAUCGUAAUAUUGUUGUUAAAAUUCCACUCCGUGAAACUCCAACUAAAGAUAAUAUCAAAUUAAUCAAUAUUACUCAUGAUUGUGGGGAGAAUGGACCAUGGAGAAUUUUCGGUUUAGGAUGGGAUGGUAAUAAUAUGUUUGUAGGAGGUGUUUGCGAAUGUUCAGAAUCAUUUAAUCAAUCAGCUUUAGUUGGGGUUAUAAAAAAAAUUAACAAUGACGAAAAAACCACCACCGAUGCCUUAGUAAUUCCACUAAAUUAUCCAAGAGGUCGUUUACAAACUAGAAUUAUGUAUCUCAGUGAUCAAACUCCAAUUUUUUCAUCAGUUCAAAAUUCAACAUGGGUACCUUGGAAUGAUACCGCGGGUAAUUUUAAACCACAAGCACAAAUUACUGAUAUUACAUUUACUGGAAAUGGUGGAGGUGGUAAUAUGAUUAUUUCAUUCAAAGAUCGUGAAGGUGAUAGUCAAUCUGUUACUCCAGCAGGUGAUAUGUUGAUAGCAUGUAAAGAUUCAAGUGGCCAAUAUGUAUUAGAAUCAGCAGGUGUAUGUGGAGGUUUAAUUGGAGCUAAUCCAAUCGCAAUUGGUAAUAUGGUCCCUCAAGGUCCUGGAGGUGGUGAAUUUUUUGAUGAUAAUUUCGGAAAUAGAGAUUGGCAACAUGAUGAAACCUCGUGGGGUUCUGCAUUUUAUUUACCCGGUAGCGGUGAACUAAUUGGUGGAUCAUACGAUCUUUUUUCCACAAAUGAAGCUGUAUUAAAACAUUGGAGUUUACAAAAUGGAAGAGUUUUAGGUGGUUUCAUUUUAAUUCAUGGUGCUGGUUUAGAUUUUGUAUUCAAUAAAGUAAAUGGUUUAGGUGAUAUAGAUUCAAACUGUGGUUUACCAAAUACUUAUAUUGGAAAUUAUGUUUGGUUAGAUCAAAAUCAAAAUGGUUUACAAGAUCCAAAUGAAAAGGGUAUUGCAAAUAUAACUAUUCAAUUAUUUGAUACAAAUAACACUUUAGUAAAUAUGACCAGAACAAAUGAAAAUGGAAUAUAUCAAUUCCAAGUUCACUCAGGUUUCCGUUAUAGGGUCCAUUUUGUUUUACCACCAACAUAUCGAUUCACUAUUUCAGUUAUAAACCAAGCAGAUGCAAGACAAGUCGAAGAAAUUAACUCUCAAGUCGAUGAAAAAGGUGAUUAUUAUUUUUAUGCUGAUGGGGAAGGCCAAAACAAUUUAGAUAUAGAUUGUGGAUUAAUUAGGGGUUAAAAAAAAAAAAAAUAGAAAUAAAAAUAAAAAAGAAAUAUAUAUAUAAAUAAAUUUGUAAAAGUUAUUAUUUUUAUUUUUUAUUUU